Nipponia nippon (crested ibis) is the source of this 701-nucleotide messenger RNA. The record is from RefSeq and is a predicted model, not a curated record. Lineage: Eukaryota; Metazoa; Chordata; Aves; Pelecaniformes; Threskiornithidae.
GAGCAGCGGAGGUGAUGGUCCAGCAUGUAGAGAACCUGAAGCGGCACCACAUGCGGGAGCAUGCAGAGCUGGAGGAGAUGAAGCGCCUGAUCCAGCAAAACUCCCGCAACCGGCAGCUGGCGGAGACCCAGGGUGAGGUGGAGCCGCGGCUGAGGCCUCACCCCCUGAUGCGAACUUUCCAGCAGGGGUCUGCCCGCCGCAGAGUCAGCAUCGCCGUCAUCCCCAAGCAGCUCUUGCCAGGUGCCAGCCUUGACAGCCGAGCAGCCCCGGCUGGCGAGCCAGAGAGGGAGGGGGCCCAGUGCCGGCCCAGCACCCAGAGAAGCGAGCUGGAGCCACAGGGCCUGGGCAGCGCCGUGACCAGGAAGCCGGUGGCUGAGGCAGAUGGCAGACGCUCAAGUGCAGGGGAUGAGGAGCCAGAGCAGCUUGGGCUGACGUCCAAGGGGUCCCCAGUGGAGCUGUGGCGGCCGUGGCUCUUCCUCCCGCAGCACUACUGGGUUUUCUUCUGGCUGCUUCUCCUGAGCAUCGCCUUCCUCCUCCUCAUCCGAAUCCUGGAGCUGCAGUGGCUGCAGCCUGCAGCAUCGCCCAAGGCCUAGCUGGAGUGCGGAGGGGGUGUGUGGCCAGGAGGCACCCAUUUUCCAUCGCUGCUCCUUCCCUGCACCGUAAAACACCAAAACCCUAGAAUAAUAAAAUUGGAGGAAAAA